This is a messenger RNA of Megalobrama amblycephala (Wuchang bream), 956 nucleotides long. Its product is annotated as ladderlectin-like. Bases 330 to 797 code for a protein of 155 amino acids. The record is from RefSeq and is a predicted model, not a curated record. The transcript has 6 exons. NCBI's taxonomy places the organism in Eukaryota, Metazoa, Chordata, Actinopteri, Cypriniformes, Xenocyprididae.
AGUUUGGGUAUGUCAUUUCUUGGGAUUUUUCCAAAAGCGGGGGUGCAGGUUAACAGGUUAACACUUAACUAUAAAUAUUUGAAGUACUUAAAAAUAUUUAGCUAACAUAACAUUUAUUCUACAGGCUCAUCUUACCCCAUUAUCCUUUAUUAGGAUUUUAUUUAUUGUGUAUAUAAACUCUACAUUUCAAACAAUCACAUGUCAUCCUCGUGACUAUAAGCCCACACACACUUGACGUUAAGUAAAGUAUAAAAGCAGAGCUGUUUCUGGAACUUCACAAAAUCUUCCUCUGAGAUUCUACAGGAGACAACCAAACCAAGGUUCAUUUCAUGUUCAUCAUGGCAAUGCUGAGAAGUCUAAUGCUUCUUUUCGUCAUCUUCUCCAUGGGGAAUGCAAAAAUUGAUUUAGUCAUGAAAUGCCCCGCUGGAUGGUCAAGUUUUGGACUCCGGUGUUUCAAGUACUUCUCUCCGUUGGUUAACUGGAUCACAGCAGAGAGAAACUGCCAAGGUCUUGGUGCGAAUCUCGCAUCUGUGCAUAAUAAACUGGAAAAUGAGUUUCUGCUGGGUCUGUUGCCGCCUUCUUCCUCACGUGCUUGGAUUGGUGCUCAUGAUGCUGUACAAGAAGGACAGUGGCUGUGGAGUGAUGGAACUGUGAAUGACUUUACCAACUGGUGCGCUACAGAACCUAAUGGUUCUGGUAAAGAGAACUGUGUGGAUAUCAGCUGGACCUCUAACCGCUGCUGGAACGACUGGACCUGUGCAGGCCAAAUAGGCUAUAUUUGUGUUACAGAUGCUUGAGAUCAUAUGCAGGCAUGCUGCUCCACAGUUACAUUGAUUUUACACUUUAUGAUCUUAUCUUUACAAAAAAAAAUAUAUAUAUAUUCUAAAAUUAAACUUCAUUUGAAUCUUUUCUAAGCUUUAAUCUCUUCUAAAUACAUUAUCUGAAACCCUCCUCUA